CUGGUUCAGCGCCAAAAUUCACGCUUAUUGGGCAAGUGUUCAUAUCUGGUGGUUGAGUAUAUAGUGUGUCAGAAAAGCCUCACAAAAACAGAGUCAGAGCUUCCUUCAAACCAAAGCUGUGAAAGUAAAACCAUCGCUGCCUCACGUCUCAGUCAUCAAUCUGAGUUUGUUGCUCAGGGAGGAGCUACAGGAUCUGCAGUUUCCUGAUCCCUUCUUUUGUCUUGGAGGCUAUUUUCUACCAGCAUGGGUGAACGCAAUAAAGUGUUAGCUCGUCCAAUUUUUCGCAGAGAUGUGAGCUGGGAUCCUUUCCCAAACUGGACACAACCGAGCCGCAUCUUCACGCAGGAUGUUGGCCUCCCUCCAUUCCUGGAUUCUACUGAUCUGGACUGGCUAGACUGGGCAAAGAGGAGACUGGUAUCUUUCUCCUGGCCCAGGUGCACGGAGACUCCCAUCCUGCCUUUAUUUAGCCAAAAGGAUCAAAGGCAAGUAUCCAGAGCAGUGUCAGAGGUCAUGACGGGCCAGAACAGCUGGAAGAUCAGCCUGGACGUCAGUCACUUCUCUCCAGAGGAAAUCACAGUCACGACGCAGGAGGGCUACCUGCAGAUAUCAGGAACUCAUGAAGAAAGGCAGGACGCGCACGGACUGGUUUCCAGAUGUUUCACUCGGAAAUAUAAGCUGCCACACGGGGUGGACUUGCAGCACAUCGGUUCAUCGCUGUCAGGUGAUGGUGUUUUGUCCGUAGAGGCCCCCGUCCCUGGCACAACCACUGGUGACUCAACUGGUGAAAUGGUCAUACCCAUUCAGAUCAGACAAAAGAAGGAAGAUGGAAAGUGAGACCAGAGAGCAGGACAUGUGGUGAAUCACACACUAGGUGUUGCUGUGGUCUGGAACUUUUGCAAUAAAACACUAGUUUUUAACAGCUUGCUUACACAGAUUCACUGUGACAAUCAGCUUGAUGCUCUGC
Molecule: messenger RNA, 964 nt
Organism: Thalassophryne amazonica
Lineage: Eukaryota; Metazoa; Chordata; Actinopteri; Batrachoidiformes; Batrachoididae
Product: heat shock protein beta-1-like
Exons: 3
Coding region: 244-834 (196 amino acids)
Biological process (GO): protein refolding; response to heat
Molecular function (GO): protein folding chaperone
Source: RefSeq, a predicted model, not a curated record